ACCUGACGGGAUUGUUGUUGUUCCGGUAAGGGCUGGGAAAUGUCCUGACUUGUGGUUUAAACAGUGAACGCGGUUAAAGACCUCGCCGACAUGGCUGCGGCUUAUUUCACUCAGCGGUUGCUCACGUGCGCGGUGUUGAAUCCAGUAGGAAAGCGCGCGAGACCGGCCGUGAGAACUUUGUUUAAUCGCGAGCUCCGGGACCUGAAGCGCAGCCGCGCGCGUGAAACCGCAGUUUACCGACUCGCGAGAUGCCGCAGAGAUUUCCACACAACAAACUCCGCGACGGUCGCAAAGCUCCUGACGGCGGAUGAGCUGUUUAACCGGAAAGCCCUGCAGGAGUACCUGAGGACGGCGGAAACGGAAUACACCGAGUGUCUGCGGGCUGUAAAUACUGCGCCCCUGCAAACACGCGAUGAGGAGGUGAGAGCAAGAAGGGCCAGAGUGACCGCUUUAGGGCCUCUGGUCCAAAAAAUCAGCGAGCUGGAAUCAAAACAGAGGGAUUUUCAGGAAACCGAGUCAUUACUGGAAGAAGAUGACCCCGACUUACGCGAGCUUGCAGAGGCGGAGAGGGAGAACUGCCUGGCAUCCAUUCAACAGCUCAAACAAACGAUUCUCUCUCUUCUCAUCCCUGAGGAAGAAUCAGACAUGAGUGAUCUGGUCUUAGAAGUCACUGCUGGGGUUGGAGGUCAAGAGGCCAUGCUUUUUACAGCAGAGAUAUUUGACAUGUAUCAGAAUUAUGCUGCUUUCUAUGGCUGGGGCUUUGACACGUUGGAAUACAUGCCAAGUGAUCUAGGGGGUGUACGACAUGCCACAGCCAGCAUCAGUGGUCCACUGAGCUAUAAGAAGAUGAAGUUUGAAGCAGGUGUCCAUCGGGUCCAGAGAGUCCCAAAGACAGAGAAACAAGGCCGCAUGCACACCAGCACGAUGACGGUGGCGAUAUUACCACAGCCGACAGAGAUCUCCUUCACUAUUAACCCCAAAGACCUGAGGAUUGAAACGAAAAGAGCCAGCGGAGCUGGAGGGCAACAUGUUAACACGACAGACAGUGCUGUUAGGAUCGUCCAUUUACCAACAGGCACAGUGUCCGAGUGUCAACAGGAACGCUCUCAGAUCAAAAACAAAGAAAAGGCCAUGAAGUUGCUGCGGGCCAAGCUCUACAGUGCAAAGCUGGAGGAGGAGACGAGUAAGAGAUACCAGGCUCGCAAACUCCAGAUUGGCACCAAAGGCAGAUCAGAAAAAAUCAGGACCUACAACUUUGCUCAAGAUCGGGUCACUGACCAUCGGAUUGGGAAAACUCUGCAUGACGUACAUGGGUUUUUAUUAGGGGAGGAGCUGCUGGAUGAGAUGAGCAAGUUUUUACAGCAGUUUUCUGAACAGGAGGCUCUCAUGGACAUUAUCGAAGGUCAAUGACUGAGAUCAAUAAUGAUAUAUUUAAUUUAAAAUAAUGAAUAAAUGCUUUUCUUUGAAGCACUAUGUAGUAUUGCUUGACUCUCACUGAGAAUAACAACGGUUCCCUGUUGUGUUUAAACCAUGUAAAUCUUAAUCGAACGUCAACCUAACAUAUGCUUCAAUGUAAUCAUGUACUCAUAUCUAUGCAUUUAUUUCUACAAAAGGUCUCCAGCUUUUGCACAAAGGGCAGCAUUGGCACAAAUGUGACCUGAACUAUAAAUCUUCCCAGAGGUGUUAUGCGAAUAAACACCUGGAAUUUAAUGUUCAGCUUGUCUGAUGCUGGAGAUUACAAGAUUUCAAACCUCAAUCUGGAAGAUAAAAUCUCAGUGGUUCAUAGCAUCCAGAGUAAUUCUUUCCAUCUUGGUGAUUUCAGACAAACAGAAAUAACUGACCAAAGCAUGAUUAAAGUCUUGGAAUUGGAUAAAUUCAGUAAAGUCGGUUCAGGAAAAUAA
Neoarius graeffei (lesser salmon catfish) is the source of this 1901-nucleotide messenger RNA. RefSeq names its product mitochondrial translational release factor 1-like (gene mtrf1l). The record is from RefSeq and is a predicted model, not a curated record. Bases 91 to 1410 code for a protein of 439 amino acids. The transcript is spliced from 7 exons. Lineage: Eukaryota; Metazoa; Chordata; Actinopteri; Siluriformes; Ariidae. Gene Ontology annotation, biological process: translational termination. Gene Ontology annotation, molecular function: translation release factor activity.